Daucus carota subsp. sativus is the source of this 2063-nucleotide messenger RNA. Its product is annotated as cytochrome P450 81Q32. Gene Ontology annotation, molecular function: iron ion binding; oxidoreductase activity, acting on paired donors, with incorporation or reduction of molecular oxygen; monooxygenase activity. The transcript has 2 exons. Bases 77 to 1648 code for a protein of 523 amino acids. The record is from RefSeq and is a predicted model, not a curated record. NCBI's taxonomy places the organism in Eukaryota, Viridiplantae, Streptophyta, Magnoliopsida, Apiales, Apiaceae.
AGUUGUGACGAUAUAUUUAUACACAGGGCUUAACUUACAAGUUACAACUCACAACCAUCUUCCCCGCAUAAGAACUAUGGAGCUCACACUUGUAUCCACCAUCUUAUACACAUUCAUAUCGUUUCCAAUCUUAUACAUGUUCACUAAACACUUCCUUAACAAAAUCCGGAACCACCCUCCCACUCCCUUCUUAAAUCUCCCGUUUCUUGGUCACCUAUAUCUUCUUAAGAAACCACUUCACCGGACACUCUCCAAAAUCUCAGCCAAAAGCGGCCCUCUACUCCUCCUUAACUUCGGCUCCCGCCGCGUCCUUCUCGUCUCGUCCCCCUCUGCCGCUGAAGAAUGCUUAAGCAAAAAUGACGUAGUUUUCGCAGACCGUCCACAUUUGCUAGCUGGAAAACAUCUUGGCUACAAUUACACUGCCCUUCACUGGGCCUCGUACGGAGAUCACUGGCGUAAUCUCCGUCGCAUGGUCACUGUGGAAGUGUUUUCAGCCCAUCGGCUGCGAUCUAGUCAGGUUAUUCGAGUUGAGGAGACUCGAAUACUGCUAGAUCGCCUCUUUCGAGCUUCCAGAAGUUCUGGAACUCCUCGAAGCUCGAAAGAGAAUAUUGUCGAUAUGAAAUUGACUUUUUUCGAGAUGACGUUAAAUGUGCUUAUGAGAAUGAUCGCGGGGAAGAGAUAUUACGGGGAGGAUGAUGUGGCGGAUGAGGCCGAGGCGAAGCGGUUUAAGGAGAUUAUAACUGAGUCGUUUGUUAUUGGUGGCGCUUCGAAUUUAGGGGAUUUUUUGCCCCUGAUGAAGUUGGUUGAAAAAAGAGGGAUAGAAAAGAAAAUGAUUGCGUUGAGGAAGAAGAGAGAUGAGUUUGUUCAAGAAUUGAUUGAUCAACAUAGACGACAUAUGGAAGAUGGGAAUGGGGAUGAUACGGCGGAAUCGGGAACGGGAAGGAAGAGCAUGAUCGAACUGUUGUUGUCUCUGCAACAAACUCAACCUGAAUACUACAGUGAUGAGAUUAUCAGAGGUUUAAUACUGGUUCUACUAGGAGCAGGAACUGAUACGACAGUUGUAACCAUGGAGUGGGCUUUGUCUCUCCUGGUAAACAAUCCAGAUGCUCUAAAGAAGGCACAGAUAGAGAUCGACAAUCAUGUGGGACAAGACCGUCUCAUUAAUGAAUCAGAUAUAUCAAACCUGCCUUACCUCCGUUGCAUCAUAGCCGAGACAAUGAGGAUGUACCCUGCUGGCCCUCUACUGCUGCCUCACGAAUCAUCCGUGGACUGCAAGGUAGGAGGUUUCGUCAUCCCCAAAGGCACCAUGCUGAUUGUAAACGUGUGGGCAAUUCAAAAUGACUCAAAACUAUGGGCAGAACCAAGAAGGUUCAUGCCAGAAAGGUUUGAAGGCCUUGAAGGGACCAGAGACGGGUACAAGUUUUUACCGUUUGGCUCGGGAAGAAGAGCCUGUCCAGGGGAAGGUCUGGCAAUGCGGAUGAUGGGGUUAGUUUUGGGGUCACUCCUUCAGUGCUUUGAUUGGGAAAGGAUCGGAAAAGAGUUGGUUGAUAUGACUGAAGGGCCUGGACUUACCAUGCCGAAGCUCCAGCCUUUGGUAGUAAGAUGCCUGCCGCGUGUGACAAUGGCAACCAAACUCAAUCAGAUUUGAACAUAUCAUGGACUUGAGUUAUAAGAUGAAAAAUGUAUGUGAGUUCGGACUUAUAAGCUACUUGUCAUAAGAGGGCCAGACACAUACAGAUAUCUUCAACAUGCCCUGCACAAAUGGUAAGUCUGAAAGAUCAAUUAUGCAUAUCUCAAAGGAACACAUUUUGUUUUGCAACACUUCUUUUAGUAAGUUCUACACUUUUUUUAGUAAGUUUCAGUUUCUUUUAUUUUUUUCUCCGCGAGUAAUACAAUGGACAAUAUUAUUAAUCUGAUGGCUUUUGACUUGAUUUCCUAUCUUUUCUUGAUAUCAAUCUUUUCUGGGGACGGAGAUGCUGGUAAUUUUUCCUAGCUAGGGAGUCCAGGACAAGUGCCAAAAUCUAACAUAGGAGUACCUUUUAUUAUAUUGGGGGUGUUUUUUU